This is a messenger RNA of Candoia aspera, 1869 nucleotides long. RefSeq names its product multiple coagulation factor deficiency 2, ER cargo receptor complex subunit (gene MCFD2). The record is from RefSeq and is a predicted model, not a curated record. Gene Ontology annotation, molecular function: calcium ion binding. The transcript is spliced from 4 exons. NCBI's taxonomy places the organism in Eukaryota, Metazoa, Chordata, Lepidosauria, Squamata, Candoiidae. The coding region runs from base 331 to 774 and encodes 147 amino acids.
UGAGUGGUGGGGAUGGUGGCCGAGUAGGUCCAAUUCCAUGAGUGUUGCUGCUGCUCUUCCUGGCCGGACAGUGUCAUCUUAACGGCAGAAUUGUUGGGAAGAAGUGCGGGGCGCAGGUGUUGUGGGACGAGCGCCGAAGCGGGAAUCUCGCGGUGGCCAGAAGACGGUGCUUGUCUCGCGCCGGCGGGUGUCUCUGUGCCUCCGGCUUCCCCCUCCGGUCCCAGCCUCGCCGCAGCUUUCCAGUCAAGCGGGCGGAGCUGGUAUAAAUCUGGUUGGGGGAUCCUUCGAAGUCCUCCCUAUACCUGACUAAGGAUACUUUUGGAACGGAAUAUGGCUGUUAUGACACAUGCAAGGAUUUACAGCAUAGAUUUUCUCUGCUGUAUUAUCCUUGCUGCCUCCGUCAUUUCUUCAGCAGAGGAUCACAUGGACGGAAGUCACCAGCCCAGCAUGCGCCUUGAUAAGAACAUGGUACAAGACAAGGAUCACAUUAUGGAACAUUUAGAUGGUGUCAUUGACAAACCAGAAUCUGAGAUGUCACCACAAGAACUGCAGCUUCAUUAUUUCAAAAUGCAUGAUUAUGAUGGUAACAACUUGCUUGAUGGCCUUGAGCUUGCCACUGCAAUAUCAUAUGUACACAAAGAGGAUGGUGGUGAACACAUUCAGACAAUGAAAGAAGAGGAGCUAAUUAACUUGAUAGAUGGUGUUUUGCAAGAUGAUGAUAAGAAUAAUGAUGGGUAUAUCGACUAUGCUGAGUUUGCUAAGUCUCUGGAAUAAGAACCAUCUUCAGUUUUCAUGUGGCCCAGUUCAAUGUGAUUUUUUAUUCUAUGUUAGUAUGUAUGUUCUGCCUUUGAGCUGCAAAGUUAAUAGUAGGCUGGUACAUGUAGCCAUUGGAAUGGCUAUACUUGUAUUUGUUACAUGUUGGAAAGCAAAAAUAAGCUUGUAAUGGAGACUGUUGUCUGUUGUUAUAUUGUUAACAAACCAUGUUGAGCAAUACAGUGCAUUGCUCCUGUCAGCAGAUUAUUUGGCAGUCAGCUGUAAAGAAUUGUUCAAAAUGCUCCAAAUAAUUUUUGGAGAAGUCCAGUGAAAGUGUAGUGUAAAGACAGUAGCGCUGCACAGUUGACACAUUGUAAUGUAAAAAAGCCUAUAGAAUAAUCAAAAUUUAUACAUGUUUUUUUAGUCACCCUCCUUGAAAAUUAAGUAGAUCCCAAACCAGAAAAAGUUAACAUUCUUCCAAGAUCUGUAGAAGAUAAUAAAAAAAGUAAAGUACUAAUUGAAAUAUUCAUUAAAAUCAUUGUGAACAUAAAUGUCUGUCUCAGUUGUCUUCCCUUGUAUCAGUACUUCUUUGUAUUUUAAUCUGCCUAUUUGGGUGUACCUGUUAACACCACUGAUAACAGUAUUUCUAAAAAUGUAAAUUAAAUCCCAGUGUUGUAUCCUUCAUUUAAACCAUGGAAAAAUGCUGCCUUGUUAAGGUUUCUACCGGCGUAGCUUAAUAUGAAUUCUUAGUGUUAGGUAAGAAUUUUAAGUUUUUCUUAAAAUUAACUCUUAGAAGAGAGUGGUUAAAUACUUAAAUGGUCUACUUAUUUAAAAAGAUUCUGGAGCUGUCAGCAACUUUGGUCCUAUACCAUUCAGCAGUGUCCUGCAGAUUUAAAAUAAGUAACUGUCUAUAUGUCUGGCUUAUUUUAUAAAUUAAAUUGGUUAAAUAAAUAUAUGCAUUCCAAGCUGUUGUAUCCACAAGCUGAAAACUCAGAGCAUUCUCUAAAUUGCACAGAGAUCUAUUUUCUGUAUAGAAGUAUUCUUAUAUUCUGUAAUAAUUGGUUUUUUUGUUAAUUAUGUAAUAAAAUCUAUUAUAUGAUUACAACAUCUAAAUUA